GUACUACAGUGCAAGUUGAGUCUCGGUCUCCGAAGAAUUUGGGACAUCGGUCUUCUCGAGAAGAGAUUUUUUGAACAGGUCGUACUAAAGAGGUAAUUGAUAUAGCCCUAGCUGGCGGGCAUGAAUGCUGGUACGCGAAGAAAUGCGAACAAACACGAGGUCACAGCUCUGCGUGUUGUAUUCCAGAGCUCGCGCUCAGGUGAAAUUAGUUGUUUACCAUCGCUCGCUUCAAACUAUUCGUACGCGUAAUGGUGUACGUGUGUGUGUGUGUGUGUGUGAAAAAAUGUGCGCAAGACGCUUGACAGUGAAUAUGACUUGAUCACAACACAGCAUUCAACAUGGAGACGGAAAAUUUUGUGACAGUAGUAUCUGUGGGGAGUGAGGUACAACCUCAGCCAGAUUUAAACGGAAUUGGUUAUGUAACGGUGUUAACCAUAGGUGAUGGAGAAAACAAUAAGGACACCACUGAAGAGGUACUAGUGUAUAGACUUCCAGGAGAACGAUUGGGGUUCGGUUUGAAGUUUGAGGGCGGCACCAAAGCCAGUGAGUUCGUUAAGCGUUUGUUCAUACAAAGUUGUGCGCCUGAUAGUCCGGCGUCUCGGGUUAUAAGUUCAUGGGGAAAAUUGACUGAAGGUGAUGAAGUUUUGGAGAUUGAUGGUGUGUUGGUGAACUCUAUGACUCGUAUCGACUGUGUUAGGUGUUUAAAGGACUCCAAUGUUGUUAUAAAGUUGUUGGUACGGCAUUUUAAGCAACCCGUGCAGAAAGCACGGUCCAUAGAAGAUAUACCGUUGGUUAUAAGUGCGGAAAAAAAGAGGAUACCUCCGCCACCCCCUCCUGUACCUCCAAGAAAGAUUCCAAGGAAAUUGUACAAGAAUAUUCAUCAUGAAAAUAAUAAGGAGAAUGUGCAGGAGGUCAAUAAUAACCCUGUGCCAACUUCUAGAAACCUAGAUUCCAACAAAGUUAAGAAAUUUCAAUCUCCCAGAUCCAGUGGGCGCUUAAGUUAUUCCCCUGAUAUUCCCCGAAGAGACAGGCGGUUUUCCGAUGGCAGUUUAGGACCGCCAGAUGCGGAAGUUUACAUUAAUUUAUUAUCGCAAGAAUCCUGCCAAAGUUUAAGCGAGUCAGAUGACACAGCUAGCACUAUAUCGACUGUUAUAGACAGAUUCGGCUCAUUCCCUACCACGACGACGUCCAGUUUUGCUGGCAGUCUGCCAUCAACCCCCACCUCAAUACAAAAACAACUGGAUCUAACCAAUUUGCUGAUCUUUGAGGAUGACGACGUAAUACCAACAAAAAUAACAACAAACGGGAUUCUUAAUAGUGUCGAAAUCGAAAAGGACGGCGUACCUCUUCAGCCACCAUCUUGCUUCCAAGACGCUCCGUUGAGUUAUGGAAACGAGGACAUGCGAACAGAAACCAAAACUAAAACGGUUCAAAAACCUCCUGUUCCGCCCAGAUCGCGGGAUCUGCAAAACUCACAAUCGGAAAAGGAAAAAGAAUUUCAGCACGAUGAAAAUAUGAACAACCUUCCGCGACUAGUGGAUUUCCUACCGAAAUCUUCCACGAAAGAAAACAUUGAAGUCAUUAAACUCUUUCUAGAAAACGAAAGGAUGUAUAAUGAAGAUGACUUUUCUGACAUCGAAGUCUAUGAAACUGAUAUGGAUGUUUACAGCUCGAAAUGGAGUAUAUCCCCGCAACUUACCACCAUUGGAGAAGUCGAGGAGGAAGGCUCGGAACCCAGUUACAAGCAAACCAAUAGCACCCCAAUCGUUAUCGUGGAAAAUGCAGACUCUACCAAAAUAGGACCUGAAGAAAAACAAGAAAAUGCAGAAGAAAACCCUAAAGAUAUAGAUGGAAAUAUGGAUACUCCUCCCAGUGACUCGCGGCAGCCACCAGAUGGACACGAGUUUCCAGACUACGUAGAAUUCCAGCAGCAAAAAACCAUGGCAUCCUUCCCAAAACCGACCAACAAAGUAUACAAAUCAAUUGAAAACAUCAACCUAACCGAAUGUUCCUUAAACUUUGCCAAAUCGAAUAACAAUGGAGAUAUAAUUUUUUCGACUGACGAUAUCAAGUUUACCAGCAAUGAGCCUGCCAAGUUGCACACUAGAUCCCAAAGCUUGAUCGACAUGUCGACUUUUUCUAAAGAGAAGAACGAUAAGUUCAGUAUGAUGAUUGAGCAUAGACGUAAAGGAUUAUCGAAACUGAAAGGCCUAGUGAUACCUGAGAACGUUAACGAGGAAGUAGCACCAAGUGUUAACUUGCCUGAAAUCAAAAGCGUUACUAAUGUAAUUCCGGUUAAACAAGAUGACUUUAGAGUGCCCGAAGUUAAUCAAGUUAGCGAGUUUACCAAACCAAGUCUAACCUCACCACCGUGGGCUUGUCAGACCAGCACUUUCCCGAAAUAUUCGCCUGCGUUUAAGAGAAAAAGCUUGCAAGUUUACACCACAAAGGAAAAAAGCAAACCCAGCAAGUUGGAAGUGGAUGAAAGCCUGUCCGACCCUCCAAAAUCAUUGGAGAGCAUUACAUCCCCCACCAGGUCGGAUUACAGUUUCGAUUACGUGAGUAGCGCCAAAAAAGACGCGCUCAAAAAAGAGUCGAGCAAAGACGACGAAAGCGACAACGAUUCGGCGGUCAGCAGCAGUCAGUCUAGUUACCGGUGCUCUCCACCAGCCUCCCCCACUUGCAACGAUUACGACAAAUCCGAAGAUUUUAACAACCGUCUGCUCAAACCGUCGAGCGUCGAAGCAAUAAACAGAAAAAAUAUCCUUGCUUCGGCCAAAUGUCGAAGCGGCAGAGAUUUGAAAGUCGGCUCUCCAGUUAUUCAAAGAAAACAUGACGAAGAAGUUGAAAGCGAACUCCAAUGUAUAAGUGAAGUUGAUGGCAAAAAGGAAGAAGAAGUUAUCAAACUUGUGAUUAGCAAUGUUCCCGUCAUGAACGGGAAUUCUGAGCCCAAAAUUGAAAGUGCCUCAGUAAAUGUUGUAAUAGAAAAACCUGCCUUACCAAAAACAGCACCCAGACAACUUGUCAGGCCAACCCCAAGACCGCAAGAAAAACCAAAAGAAAACGUCAAAGUUGACUACACAAGAUCCAGCAGUAUUUUGAAAAAACCUCAGCCGCUCAGUGUGAACGCUUUAAAAAAGAACUUCGAAAACUUGACAUCGACUGCGCCAGUUAAAACUAACGUCAUUAAAACGAAUAAUGCCAGGCAGGUUAAAUCGGAGAUUGAAAAAACCGAAAACAAAAUAACGCAGCAAAAAAUCGAAGAGAAUGAGGUGCGAAAAAAUGUCGCUAAAGAAGUCAAGAAAGAAAAGGAAAGUCCGAAGAAACCAACCCCAAUUGAUGUUGAGGGUAAAUUUAAGACUGUUAUUUUGAAGUUGGAUGAAGGGGUGAACCUAGGCGUUUCUUUAAAUGGAGAGAAUAAAGAUAUAACGAUUCAAAGGAUACGUUAUGGUAGUGCAGCUUAUCAAGACGGCCGUUUAAAAAGAGGAGACAAAAUUAUUUCCAUUAAUGGAAGAAAUACUAAAGGACUUACCUAUGAAAACGCACAGGAAAUUUUAAAGGAACCAUUAAACGAAUUUACUAUUGUGAUAGAAGAACGUGAUAUAGCACCAGCUCCCAGCCCAUCUAGAAGACUUUCAUCUGCCCUGAAAAGUCCAGAUCUCAAAAGCCCUCCAGUAGAAACCUCUCAAAAAUCAGCGACAAAUAUAAUUACUUUAAACAAAGAUGGCGGGGCUGGACUUGGAUUUAGCAUAGAGGGGGGAAAAGACUCCCCACUAGGUGAUGUGCCAUUGUUAGUUAAAAAAAUCUUCCAAGGGGGUGCAGCUGAAAAAGGCGGCGACCUUCACGUGGGUGAUGAAAUAAUUGCAAUAAACGAAAAGAGCUUUAAAACCUGUUCUAGAAUAGAGGCAUGGAAUCUAAUGAAAAAAUUACCAGACGGAAAAGUUACAAUCCACAUACACAGAUAGUUUUAAAUGAUUAUUUUUGCCAAUUUAACCCUUAUUAUUUAUUUAUACAACUACGUAAAUAUCUUGCCCCCGUAUAUCUCCCAAUGUUAUAAAGAAUGUGUACUUAUAUUUUUUUAUUUAAUAGUUUCAUAUAAUAUGCUCUAAAUCUUUAUGCUUAUAUCGUUAUAUCGUUAUAUAUAUUUUAUCAAAAG
Brassicogethes aeneus is the source of this 4156-nucleotide messenger RNA. NCBI's taxonomy places the organism in Eukaryota, Metazoa, Arthropoda, Insecta, Coleoptera, Nitidulidae. The record is from the annotation of a GenBank genome assembly.